GUUAUAAAAUGAAAUUGGAAGAGAGCUGAACUAUAACACCAAGGUGGACCACAAGGACAAGAGCUUCGCUCAGCUAUGGAAGUUUUCUAGUUCUAUUAGAUAGUACAAAUUGCCUAACUUCAUUAGGCUAUUACAGUACAAACUACCUAACUUCUAGCUCUAUUUGACAGUACAAAUUACAGUCUUAACUAGUGACCUAACUUCAUUAGGCUGCUUUUACCGAGACUCAUACCUUUACUUUCAUCUAAGCUCGCAUACUUUCACCCAAGCUGCACGUAGUUAGACAUAGCACGACUAUUCAUGAAAUAGCACCACGUAGGUAGGCAUAGCCUUGAAAAAAGAUGAAGCCUAACGGAGGAGGCAGACCUCCAGUGAGUUUGGUGUACUAUCACAUUCCGACGGACCAGGAUGAAGCCCAAUUCCCCAAUGCUUUUCCUUUGGCGAAAGCGCGUGGGGACAUCAAGCUUCGCGACAUCCGAGAAAAGUUCCCACUGCCAGGCCAGUAUCAUUUUCUUAAGUGACGGGGACUGUUGACCACGACAAGAACGACAAUAUUCUGAACUCGAGACAACGUCGAGUCAGGACAAACACAAUAUUUCUAUCACUUUAUUUUUUGAAGAACAAGAGGCUGAUCUAUUGGUUUGAUCUAAAGACUUUGACUUUCUAAUUUCCGUUUCAAGCUGAAGUGGAGCGAUAGUCAAGCGGUGUGGAUGGACGUAACGAAUGAGGACUCUGCAGUGCCAGUCUAUGACGACAAAAUAAUUUGCAAGGUACUACAAACUACAGUAGCUAUGGUUACGGGUCCGUGGUAGAAGUCGUCGAUCCUUUACUCAAAUUUUCAGUUGAGGAUCUGUAGGAGUCACGCAAGUAGCUCGAAUGUUGAUCUUUGAAGAAGCUCGAAUUUUGUUCGCUGUCAGUUUUCCUUGAAUCUGAUGAAGAUGAAGAACAAGAAGAAUCAAGACCUAAUAUUGACCACAAAGAACCUCAAGCUUGAGUAUUUGGGAGAAUAUUUAAGUAGGAUGAGGAAUAAGGUGAAAUUCUGGAAUAAAGUGUGAUGGCUGGAAGCCUGUAAUGACGCCGCAGGUUUUGCGAAUAUCGUGGACUUCGAAUGGGCCUGGUGGUGCAGUCGGAAACGCAAGAGCACAUAGUUCAGGACCUCAGAACAAUGUAGGAGCAUCAGUCGGGCGAACAGGAGCACCAAGUAGUGGAGUAGGGAACAACACCGCACAAACAUCAAAGCCCGCUAAGGUAGCAAAUACAGACCUACUCUUCGGCGGAGAUAGUCCCAAGGGCAGUAAAAAUACGUCGUCAACGGAUUUGCUCUUCGACGGGUUCGCGAGUGCCCCACCGCCUCCUGCGAAAAAGGACGACUUUGACCUUUUUUAGCACUAUUGAUUUUUUGGGACAUUAAGAACUUCAAAAGUUCAAAAAGCAUUUUUUUUCAGCUGUCCCUCUCUACUUCCUCUCCGCUUCACUCUAUGUCCUUAACCUUUACCACCUUCCCUUGAUUCUACCAACGACCGAACGCCCAAGUUUGAUUAGGUAAAGUACCAAGUCUGCCGCUGAGCGCCACAUAUUUUGAUGUGGGAACAACCUGAACAACCGGGCCUUCGCCUUUGAUGUUGUC
Amoebophrya sp. A25 is the source of this 1627-nucleotide messenger RNA. Lineage: Eukaryota; Dinophyceae; Syndiniales; Amoebophryaceae. The record is from the annotation of a GenBank genome assembly.